UGUAGUUUGAAAUGAAAUAUAACGUUUUGGAAAAUGUUUCUAAAACCAGGAAACGAGCGGCGUGUGCGUGUUUUAUUUCUGGCGCCACCCCCCGUCUAGUCCGAUGUACUGCAAGCGUAAAAUAUUUAACGGAAACGCUUGACGCAGCGUCGUGACGUCGCGGCAUCAUGGCGCGCUCUCCGAUGGCGUGCUCACUCACAACAAACAGGACGCAGACGCCGUGUAACACGAGAAUCGCAUACUAGAGGGAAUGGAUCUGAACGAAGGCUCCGCGCUCGGCGUGUUCAGUUGUGAGCUGUGCGAAAUGUCCAGUCCGUACAGCUUCUACGGGCAGAAGCCGCCAAACACGAGAGCGAUAGUGCUCUUGGAGGAAUGUUACGGCAUGAAGGAUCCCUUUAGCCCAGAGAGAGAGAAGUUUCUGGUCUUAGGAUCCAAGUGCUAUCUGUGCAGUAAGACGGUGUGUGUGGGAACGGACUGCAGUCUGUUCUACACCAAGCGCUUUUGUUUGCCCUGUGUGCGGGAUCACCUCCAUCAGUUUCCAGAACAAAUUCAGAAUGAGCUGCUGAGGAAAAAGAGUGUCCAGAAGACGUCCUCUUCAUGAUGCUAGAAUGAUUUAGUCAGGACACUAGUGAGCCAUCUGGCCAGACACGCCAUAUGUUUUAUUAUAUUUGUAUUUAUGUGCAACUGGAGGCAGCAAAGCAUGUUUUGAUUAAAAUCAUUUCUGUGCUGUCAUUUACUGUGAUGAGUUUUACAAACAAGUUUUAUGAUAGUGAUGAAUGCAGCAACUAUACAAUAAGUAAUUUUUAUGUCAUUGGUUUUGAUUACUUGGUGACUGAAAAGAUAAGUGACUGAUACUGUAUAUGCAUGUGUGAUGAUAUAGGUGAGUGUCGAACCGGUUGUUGGAGCACAAACCAGUUGUGAGCAUGAGCAUGCAAACA
Messenger RNA from Carassius carassius (crucian carp), 938 nucleotides. RefSeq names its product cysteine rich DPF motif domain containing 1 (gene cdpf1). The transcript has 3 exons. The record is from RefSeq and is a predicted model, not a curated record. Lineage: Eukaryota; Metazoa; Chordata; Actinopteri; Cypriniformes; Cyprinidae. The coding region runs from base 251 to 601 and encodes 116 amino acids.